This is a messenger RNA of Colletes gigas, 5137 nucleotides long. Its product is annotated as bromodomain-containing protein 4. Bases 326 to 5137 code for a protein of 1603 amino acids. The transcript has 3 exons. NCBI's taxonomy places the organism in Eukaryota, Metazoa, Arthropoda, Insecta, Hymenoptera, Colletidae. The record is from RefSeq and is a predicted model, not a curated record.
GGUACGACGGAGUCGCCUAGAAGCCGCUGCAGCGGGCUGCUCCGGGAUCGCGAUAACUCUCUCCCUCUCUCUCUCUCUCUCUCUCUUUCCUCUUUCCAUUUCGUCAGAGGUCGUCUGGCGACCUCGCGACGAGUUCACGCGGGUCGAGCCGUUCCGCGAGAACAACCACGACGACGACGACGACGACGACGACGACGAGCACGGUGAAGAAGAACGCGCGUCGACGACUGGAGGAGGAAAGGGACUCCGUUGUUGACUAGCCACCGUCAGGUAGGCAGUGCAAAAGGAGACUGGAGGUGGACAAGUGGAAUCCAAGGGGGUGGGGAUGGAGCCGGAGCAACGAGGACGCGCCUCGCGAGCGUCGUCGACGUCGAGCCUCGGUCGCGAGGUACGUUGCGGGUGUCAGUACUACCAGAGUGACUCGCUUCUGCCGGAACGAAGCGCUCUGCUCGGUAGACCGCCGUCCAGGACGAUGCAGCAGCCACCUGCGGUCCGCUGCAGCGAGCACGAGUACGAGCCGAUCGCGGCGCCGACGCCGUCGCCGUCGCCGAAGCCGGUGUUCCCGCCGGUGGUGCGAAUCACCGAAACGGACGUGGUGGCCGUCGCUGACAGCGACGACAGCAUCGACGACCGGGCACGGCUGCCGCCAGAGCUGACGAGGAUCGGCGAUGUCGUCCUGCCGUUGGACGGCAAGAUCGAGGACACCGCGAUGGAGGGUCGGGAACUCGGCGAGAAUGGCGACACCUCCGAGGAACAGGAAACGCCGCAGCAGCUCCAGGAGAGGCUCGAGGAGCGGUUCUUGAGCGCCCCGAGCCCUGGCGCCGAGUCCAGGACCGAUGCCGAGGUCAACACUAGCCAGGUAGACUCGUUGGCAUUGGAGGAGCUGCCGCUGCGUCGCGGUGCCCGCGGUUUGCCCCAGCGGCUGAAAACGCAGGCGGGCAAGCUGCGUUCACGCUUGAGGAACAUCCAGCGGCCGACGUUGGGGUUCGCGGAUCGUCAGAAGCCCGAGAAGACACGAUCGGGCAGCAGCGGCAGGUCGGACAGGUCCAGGACCGAGAAGAGACCCAGUCGAAUGGAUCGUAUACGGUCGUCGUUCUCGGAGAGGACGCGAUUCAAUCUGCCGAAUCGUCCCAGGUUCUCGCUGCCGGAUCGGUCCAAGUUUCACCUGCCGGAGAGACCAAAGUUUAACCUGAAGAAGCCGAACAUACGUCUACCGAACGCAUUGACGCGCAGCAAGAAGCCGUCGUCGCCGGUGCACGAGCAACAACGGUCCACCGACUCCACGGUCGGCUCGCGCAGAAACAUCUUCGACCUGUCCACGUAUCCGCGUAUAUUCGACAGAAAGUCCAAGAACCGGGACGAGUACACGACCUCCACGCCGAAGGACUCGCGGGCUCAGUCCGCGGAGAGCGCGACGUUCCCCAGAACGCGCAAGAACCCGACCCUGAGCGACAGAUGGGCCCAGAGAUUCGAGGAGACCGCCCCGUACAUCGACGAGGAUCGUUCCGACGCGGAGACCGCGGUGGAGAGAGCACGACCGUGGCGGCGUCCGUCCUUGGAGGCGCCCAGAUUGUCCUUGGGGGUGGCGGACGAGGCGCUGUCCUCGAUUCCCUGGGAGGAGAAACGUCGUCUGGAGCAACUACGGUACACGGAGUACGAGCAAGAAUCCACCGAGGCCUCGGACCGGCAGGCCCGUCCGCGAUCGGAGGCGUCCAGGACCGAGGAAGAGGAACUGUCCGAGCGAAUGGAGCUCGAGCCUGGGCUGUACAAAGAUCGCGAGGAACACAAGGUGGUGUACAGGGAGGAGGACGCCGAGGAGGAGUGGACGGAUGAACGGAUCGGCCGCGAAGACUUUAGACCCGUUCAGCGAUCGCGGUCCUUGGAGGAGGUGUUGCACGCCAGAGAGAAGGAACAAUACGGGAGCAAUUUCCCGAUGGUCGAUCCGAGGAGGUACGGAGUGCACAAGACGCCCUCGGAGGAGGAGGAGUACGAGGAGGACAUGGACAUGGACGAGGAACCGGAACCAUCGUCCGCUCAGUCGGACAGGGAGCAGCAGCACUCGAGCGGCAGCUCCUGCGACCGACGACGCCGCGGCGUCAUUGAGGAGAUCGACUCGGACGAGUUCUUUCUGAGGGAGGCAGGACUCAGCCAGGGCGACGCGAACCUUGGGAAAUACCUGAGCCACGAGAUCCGGGACGCACUUCGAGAUGCGAUCGGGAGCAACGCGCUCGCGGACGAGGAUAUGCGAACGGUGCUUGUUCCUCCGCAACGACCCACGCGAAAACGGACCACGCGAAACCAGAAGGAGGGUUCGAUCGAAUCGUACGACACGAUGCCGCCCGUCAGGCCGAACAGAGACCCGAACAGGGCUCGCCGUAGCGAAUCCGCUGACGAACAGUCCCGCGAACGCACCAGAAGCGACUCCAGGCACCGCGUGGUCUACCAGACAGACCCCGGUCAGGAAUUAACCGCGCCGGAACCGUUGGACGACAUCGUCGUGGUGAAGCCCGUGCGCAGGAAAUCGAGAUCCUCUCAGCGCAGCCAAUCCCAGACAGCAACGGAGGAGCCGCGUCCACCGUCUCCGAGUCCCGUACCGCCGGUGGUUCCCACGCGCCGGAAACGUUUGCGCAAACAGGCGUCGGCGGAACGCGUCGACCACGAGCCGAGACCAAUUUGCAACGGACACACCGAAUGGACCGAGAAACCCCUACCGCCGUUACCGGCCACGACCUUGGAUGAGACUCGAGCGUACGCGAGCCAGGGGAUCAUGAUGAUGACCGACAGCGAGGAGGACAUUCGAAGGCUGAUGACGCGCCUUCGGGAGGAGGAGUACAUGGAGCCGGGUCCGGUUCCACCGAAACGAAGGUCAAGAUCUAGGGGGACCUCCGUGGCCCAGGACGAGGACAGAACGUCUCACGGCGCGGAGUCGUUGCCGGAGGCUGACUACGCGGAAGAGGAGAUCCCGCCGGAUGACCUGGAGUUUGCCCGCGAUCUGUCGGGUUACGCGAUCGUCGAGAAACGCGACAAGCCGGCCAGACCGCCGCCGCCGCCGCCGCCGCAGCGACGGAAACGCGACAAGUUCGCGACGACGCCGCGACCGAUAACGGCACCGAAACGACCCCAACGAGCUUACAGCACGCUGGGGCCAGCCAAGACCAGGGACGGUGAGAUGCUGGCGGAAUCGUUCCCGUUCGCGGUCACCUUGGAACCGGAACAAUCGGCGGGCUACGUCGAGGUAGACUCGGACGACGCGGAGCAAAAGGAUCUGCGCAGCAGCGAGGUCCUCAGCAAGAUGCAAGGACGUCCGUUGCCGGCACCGCCAAGGCCGCCCAGGUUCAGGAAGGACCAUCAUCAGACGACGAUGGAACGCUCCGCGGCCGUGGAAGCAACCGCCGCGACGCAAACGGACCCGUUGCCCGACGACAUGGUCAUCGAGGAGGAAGUCACUCAGGCGAAGUUGGUCGUAAUGCCGUCUAGGUCCGGUUCGCAGAUCACGGUCUCCACGGAACGAAUACCCAGCCCGUCUGUCAUGGCCGCGCCUCUCGUUCCGCCAUUGCCGUCGUCCCAACGUCUCCGCAAAGAGGAUCAAACGGAGCCCGCGUUCGACACGGUGUCCUUGACGGAUCCGUCGCCGGCUCGCGAGCCCUUGGAGAGCAGACACCGGUCCGCGCCGCACUUGGAUCCGACCGGCGAGGAACCACUUAUCCGCGACGAGGACGAGCACGCUAGAGCCGUACGAUCCGUCCUGCUGUCGAACGAGCCUGUGAGGAUCGGCAACCUCGAGGUAGGCGAUCUGAGGGUCGACAGGCUCAGCGUGUCGCAAAUUGAGGCGGGUAAAAUCGUCGCGUCCGAGGUGGACGCUUUGCUGAUCAGCGCGUCCGAAAUAAAGGGCAUGGGAGCCGUGCUCGAGGGGAGCUUCUCGCCGUCCAUUAUCAAGGAGCUGAUAGCCAUCAGGAGCCACUUGGAGAUCGCGGCCGCUUCGCGAGCGCGGGACAUCCAGACAGACAUUCCCGUUAAAGAGAGUCGAACCGUCCAACAGGAACAACCACGGGACCAGCACCAGCAGCAGGAGCAGCAGAUCCUCCAACGACAGAGCCCCACGGAAGACGAUAAAUCAAUGUCGAUCGAGGAGCAAAAGGUUGUUAAAAGAGAAGUAAUCGAAUCAAGGGAUAGCGACAUACCCGUAACACACACAUUAGCCGUUGCACAAGUAGAUAUCAAGGAAAACCCGGUAACGCGUACACCCAACGACAGAGACAUACCUCUCAUACAUUCACCCCCAAUCGUUGCAACCACCAAAGAUAAGCCGUUGCGGUUUUUUGAUUCAGAAUCCCCCCUUUCUUUGAGCUCGGGUAUCGCUAAGGAGCUCGAGGUGGAAGAGUUCUGCCGCGUGUCCCUUACCCCGUCCGUAACAACGACAGGAGAGACCAUGGAAUCGACGAGUUCUGCUACCGACGAGGCCAGCAGCGAGCAAACCGAGACCACCGAACCAGGCCAGGACAGGGACAGUUCCAACGAGACCGCGGAACUCAAGUCGCGAAAGACGCGAUCCAGAUCACCGUCGCCCAUAAGUAUUUCCCGAACGCGGGAGACCGCUUCCCCGAUCAGAUCGUUGCCGCCCGCCAUUUCUGUCACGCCGGACACACCGGAUGUACCCAGUCACAGCAUCACCAGCGAGAUGCAACCGCAACGAGCCGUUAUCUCGUACACGUCGUGCACGGAGUCAGCCUCUAGGGAAAGGGAAACUUUAAGAGAAUUCUCGCAAUCGCCGUUGCCCUCCUCCUUUCCCAUUGCCGGAACUCACCUAAUAGCGUUUCCGGCCUCUCAGGUUCCGGCUCAUUUUCUUUCCCUGGCCGCGCAGACGGAUCAACGGCUCGACAACGAUCCGAGCAUCGCGGACAGUACGAGGCAAUUGCUCAGAAUCCUUCGAUUAGCCGGUAUUAAAGCUAUGAGACAUUUUGUAAGUUACACGUCGACCAUGAUAGGCGGAGAUGAUACCAGAGAAAAGAUCAAGGAAGUGGAGUUGGCGUUGUGCGCCCUGCUAAUUUUAAUAGCGGGUCUCUUGAUAUUUUUCUUUGGUAGUACGCGAACGGUAACGCAUCAUCAUCAUUGGGAUUACUUCAAUCCGCCCAAAUAA